AUGGCCUCAUCAGUCAAGCACUUUUGUACAAUUUGUGAAUAUGAUGGAAUCUCUAAUACAGCAGUCACGUGGUGUACAGAAUGUGAAGUUUUCUUUUGUGGAGACUGUGAAAAAACUCACAGCAAGUCAGGACUGUCUAAACAUCAUAAAACCAUGUCAGCUGACAAUUACAAAAAGUUACCUACAUUCAUGCAACAAAUAAGUAGUCAGUGCAGAGACCACAAUACGAUGAUUGAAUUUUACUGUUCUUUCCAUGCCUGUCCAUGCUGUGUAGAGUGUGUCACUGAUAAACAUAAAAAAUGCCAAGACAUGAAACACUUGUCUGAUACCCUACAGCAAGUAAAAGCAUCUGCUUCUGUUCAACUUUUUGAAAAAGAUUUGAAAAAUGUAAAGGAAAACUUAGAUACAGCCAUUAUGUACCUGAAAACCAGAAUCAGCACCAUCAAUAUUCAGAAAACCAAAGCCAUUGAGGAAAUCAGUUAUAUGAGGAAGUCGAUCAAUGAUUACUUAAACAAAUUAGAGCAAAACAUACUUAAUGACUUAGAGUCUAAACAUUCAAAACUGAGAGCAAACAUGGCCACUAUCCUGCAACAAAUGGAACAGGGAGCCAGUCAGAUAGACCAAAUGCAGAGUCAGUUUACCAAUCUGGUACAACAUGCAACAGAGCUACAGAUGUAUAUUGGUCUUAAGGAAAUUGAGAAAACUGCAAAAUAUAUAGGAGAUUUAGAGAGUGCAGGACACUUCACAGAAAAGAAUCUAGAGGUCAACAUUUCAUCUGCUCUUCAAUCAUUUUUACAAGAUGUGAAAUCAUUUGGAGAUAUUAAUAUCAAUACCACAUCUUCUACACUUCGAUUAAAGACCGAAAGAAAGAAUCAAGCCCAGAACUUGGUUCCAGAAGUUCCUGGAAUUGACCAAAUAAAGCCAUCCUUGUUGACAAGACUACAGAAUCAAGCCCAGCACUUGGUUCCAGAAGUUCCUGGAAUUGAACAAAUAAAGCCAUCCUUGUUGACAAGACUAACAAGUCCAAAAGAUAUGAAGUUAAAUAUAUGGGCCUGUCAUAUAUUACCUGAUAGCAGAAUUAUAAUACUUGAUAACAACAAAAAACAACUAGUGCUAUUCAGUAACGAUGGCAUCUUCAUCAGAAAUGUAUUUACAUUCUCAAAGAAUCCUUGUGAUGUUUGCUUUGUCAGAAAUUAUACAGUGGCUGUUACAUUAAGAUCAGCAAACCAGAUAGCUUUGGUUGAUGUUGAAAAGAAUAAAAUUAUUCAAACAAUUAAACUUUCUCAUGAAGGUUAUGGAGUAGCAGGUGAUGGUAAAGCUUUGGUGAUCACCAGUGCUGGCAGCCAAUGUACUACAGUGAAUCUGAAUGACAUGUCUCAUACCAUCUUAGAAGGAAUGGAAGGAGUGGGACCUAUUGCAUUAUUCCAAGGAAAUAUCUAUGGUAUCAAUUAUCAUGAAAACAAAGUCAGCUGUUAUAGAAUUACUGGAGAACCUUUGUGGACAUAUCAGAACUCAGACGUUGCCAAACCAAGAGGACUUUCAUUAGACAAGAACGGCUUUGUUUAUAUAGCUUCCAAUGGAAACAACAGUAUCGUGGUAGUAUCACCAGAUGGCAGAACAUGUAAGAGAAUAUUGUCAGGAUCUGAUGGAAUCAAAGAUCCAUGGCAAAUAAAUAUCAACAGAGAAACAGGAAUAAUGAUAGUGUCAAGUAGAAAGAGUGAUGAUGACAGUGUUUCAGACUAUGAAACAGCUUUUGUUUAUAAAAUUUAA
Messenger RNA from Mytilus trossulus (common blue mussel), 1770 nucleotides. RefSeq lists its product as uncharacterized. Gene Ontology annotation, biological process: protein monoubiquitination. Bases 1 to 1770 code for a protein of 589 amino acids. Gene Ontology annotation, molecular function: ubiquitin protein ligase activity. Lineage: Eukaryota; Metazoa; Mollusca; Bivalvia; Mytilida; Mytilidae. The transcript has a single exon. The record is from RefSeq and is a predicted model, not a curated record.